AGUCGCACAAAAGAUCCGCUGAAAAUCGAAAAACUUACCAUAUUGAACAGUUUAUCGUUUCUUAUUGAUCCAUAUUUGAAUGAUUACUUUUACACAAUCUUACCGCUUACUGGAUGGAAGAUAAUGAUCUUCAGCCCAAACGAUUACCCCGACAAUACGUCAGGAGGUGUCACCGAGACUCUGAUUUCGCCAGGCACUGAGAAUUUCCUCGAGCUGAAUGCCGUUUCCUUCUUCACCGAAAAGGCGGUUCGCCACUUCGACAUAUACGACCGCAAGUGCAUCUUUAAGGACGAGAUAUCGGCACUUUAUAACGCUUACACGUACAGCGACUGCAUUGUCGACUGUAAGGUGAAGGACAUCUGGGAGACAUGCGGAUGUCAGCCUUUCUUUUAUCCUAUACGCAAUUCACAUCGACUGUGUACUUCAUCCGACAACCUUUGUUUACAUUAUCACAAAACAAAAUGGUGGUCCGUUAUGCCGCAUAACAUGAAAGAAGAAAGUGAAGAAUCUAGAAUAUUUAACUUCAUCAGCAAUGAGACAUGGUCGCUGCGUUGCAAAAAUUGCUAUCCGUCCUGCGAUGACGUACGCUAUUCUCUCCAGACUUCGAGUAUUGUCCUGAGAAAUGAUGGAGAAACUUCGUUCCUAAAGGACAUCGACAUCGUAAAUCAGAGUUUGGUACACAUAUAUUUCACUAAAUAUGGAACGUUACGUCUUAAACAAGACAGAGCGUACUACUGGUACGAAUUGUUGAGUAAGUAA
Molecule: messenger RNA, 759 nt
Organism: Ceratosolen solmsi marchali
Lineage: Eukaryota; Metazoa; Arthropoda; Insecta; Hymenoptera; Agaonidae
Product: sodium channel protein Nach
Exons: 5
Coding region: 124-759 (211 amino acids)
Biological process (GO): sodium ion transmembrane transport
Cellular component (GO): plasma membrane
Molecular function (GO): ligand-gated sodium channel activity
Source: RefSeq, a predicted model, not a curated record